GUCGUGGGGCAGAGCAACAGCAGCGGCAGGGAAACAGUGGCGAAGUUUGUACAAGUAUCGAAAGAAGCGGCGGUGGUCAAGAGCCACUGGCCGCAGUUCAGCUUCUUUUCCUCACGCCGCCCGGAAAAUACCGCUCAGAAGCGAUUCACCACCCACAUGAUCACAGCAGCUGCGGUCCCGCAAGUUUACAACUUCGCAAUCCGGUUGAUGGGUCUGCCUCCGCCGGGCCACCUGUUGGUGCGAAUAAUGUGGACGCAGCCGCGCCGAAUCCUCAGGCUGCCUCAAGCAAGGCUCCACCUAGCUCCACGAUCCCCCUGCCGAAGCCGCAGUGGAAACGCGCUGGACCUGCGUUGCGUGGGCCUGAUCCCAAGCAGACCCCCAACCGAGGAGCGCACCAGCACCGCGUAGUGUGGAUUCCGAUUCGCGUUCGUCGAUACCCGCCAAGGAAUACCGGGGGUGGGACCUCCGCCCUGAUGGAACUAGAAAAUGCAACCGCCUGCAGUGCGACUGAACGAAGUCGGAAUGCUGUUUCGUCGAGGGCUGGUCCGACGGGAGCCGCAGGCAGCGGGGGGUCAUCUGGCGCGUCCUCUUCAUCAGGGGGACGACAAGUUAUCUCACCAAGCGACGCUGCAGCGACGAUUGCCGGGCAAUCGGACGAACGCGAAGCCGCGGCAAUUUCCGGCACCAACGAAGAUGAUGUCCAGCAGCGUGUUGGACGUCGAGCUGGUACGUUUAUUUUCAUGCAUCGAGGAAUUGUACUACGACACUACUUUACUUUCACUUUCGCUUUCCAUUUUUGCUUAUAUAGCUGGAACUCUCGUCCUUUAGAUUCAACCCUUUUUCAUUUUCGUUGGUCGUGCAAUUCUUGCAAAUCUAGUGACAAUAGAGUGCUCAUCAUGAUCUUCCGCCUGCUCUAUGCAUUGUUGCUGCACUUCUAAGUUUUGAUUUCAAGUCUUGUUUACGUAAUUUCUUCACAGGUGCUGAAGCAGAUGUACUGCCACCUGCGUCUGUAUUGAUUCCCGGAACGCGUGCACGUAGACGAACGAGAAGUUUACCUCCAAACAGACACCAUGAAGCCUUACCGCCGCCGCCGCCACCAGAGGGAGAGGGCGGAGGGUCAGGGCCGACCCCAACGCCUCCGCAGGGAUCACCUCCAGCUGGCGGUGCUCGUGGAAGUAGCAGUAGAACACCAGGCACAUUAAGAACAACAGCAUCAACGCUGUCCCAAGCUCAAGCAGGACCGCUAGGAGGUCCGACUCCAGUAAUUCCUCCAGGAACUACGACACCUUUGGCUUUGCCGGGCUCGCAGCAGCAGCAUUCCUCGAAUCCUG
Messenger RNA from Amoebophrya sp. A120, 1331 nucleotides. The record is from the annotation of a GenBank genome assembly. Lineage: Eukaryota; Dinophyceae; Syndiniales; Amoebophryaceae.